UCACACGCACGCAUUCCGAUGCGGCGGCGUCAGCAGGACGCGGCCGGCCGGAGCUGCGGGAGCCUGCGGAGACUUAAGAACUGUGACACAUCGACUCCUCCACGUUGCCGUCGUGUGCUGAACGGCCUCGACGUCACGCACCUCCCCAGCCGUCGGCUAUGACCGGAGCUGAAAGAGGAGAGGGUCCCGUUGUUACUCUCGGGUCUAAAAUUAGGGUGGCACCGCAACUGCGAUGACGCAAGACGUCCAAACUGGCCUGUCUACUCCUCUCCGGGUGACAGACGGGGUUGACAUCCAUGGAAACGGCUGCUUUACAACUUCGCUGUUGUGCGCCGGCAUGGUGUAUUUUUAGCCGUUGUUGUCAUCUCUCUCUCUCCCUCUCUCUCUCUCGGAACACGGCCGAGCCUUCCGCGUCCGCUAAGGAUAUAAAGGAGCCAGUCUAACAUGCAGCUGUACAGCAGCGCACUGACUCAUUACCCGCGCGCCUCCCGGAAACUUUCAGCAGCGGCGUCGAGCGGAGCGGAGCAGCGACCGGCGGCGGCGACAUCGGGUCCUCCCGCUGCGGACGAACCGCAGGCUACUCCGGCCAGUCAUCCGGCGACAGACACGCCGUCCCCCGCCGACAUGCCCGCCCUGUCGUGCUACGAAGCCACAUCGGUGAGUCCCGCUUACUUCACGUCGACGGCUGAAAUAAUAGUCCGUCGGCCCGAUGGAGUUGAGCAGUCCUUGCCAGUCCACAUCGUGAGGGGCUCCAGGACCAAACCAUCACCGGACCCGUAUCCAACACACGGCGAGGCCACGGCGGCGCGCAGGGGGCGCCACACCGACGCCGUGGUGGACUUGAUGGAUGCUUUGAACGGAGCGGAUCUGGUGGCAAACACGUUUUUCGGCAGUGGUUACGCCAACGGGCCCCGAAUCGAGGAGCGCCAGAGGAAAGUGGAAACUCCCAAAGGGGAUCCGAGAGGCUCGGUGGCCAGUGUGGCCCUCGAAAGAGACUUGUUGCAUGAAGGCAAUGUCGUAGAAACAAAGCAGCUCACGGAUGAAACUGGCCGGCCGUGCACGGGCCAUGCCAUGCCAUCCGAGGAAAGAAGGGCCUUUGACCUGAGCGUCCUGCAAGAGUCAACCCCACAGAGAGGUGACAUCAGUGACAAGUUAACCCAGUACCUGGCGGAAGUGGAGAAACAGAACAAAUACCUGCAGGAGAGGAACAAGUACAGAUUCCACAUCAUCCCGGAUGGGAACUGCCUAUACAGAGCCGUGUGCAAGGCCGCCUAUGGGGAGCAGUCAAAGCACAAGGAGCUGAGGGAGCAGACCAUGCAUCACAUAGCUGACCACCUGGAUGAGUUUAACCCCAUCAUCGAAGGGGAUGUGGGGGAGUUCCUCAUUGAUGCGGCACAGGAUGGCGCUUGGGCGGGCUACCCUGAACUCCUAGCCAUGAGCCAGAUGCUGAACGUCAACAUCCACCUCACAACCGGGGGCAGCUUGGAGAGUCCCACCGUCUCCACCAUGGUCCACUACCUGGGCGAGGAGGACUGCUCAAAGCCGGCCAUCUGGCUGAGUUGGCUCAGCAGUGGUCACUACGACGCCCUGCUAAACAGGCGUCUCCCCAACCCGGAGUACGAGGACUGGUGCCGCCACUCACAGAUGCAAAAGAAACGAGACGAGGAGCUGGCAAAGUCCAUGGCAGCAUCUCUGUCUCGAAUGUACCUUGAACAAAACGGCCAUGUGUGAGAGCAAUAGUUGGUAUAACUGAGGGGUUAUUUUGACCGAAGGGUAUAGCUAAACUGUACCAGUGGUGUCAGCCUGUUAUUUGCACUUUGAUUCUGCUUGGGGCCCGUUGUACAGUUAUGUGCUUUAAAUUAUUGGUUUUUUUUUAAGUUUUAUAUUGUCAGAGAAAGGAAGUGCAGUGCACAAACUAUGUUCUUUGUAUAUUCUUAGACCGUUUAGAUGAUGCUCCUGUGAGGGAUUAUUGUGGGUUUGUAAUGAGAUUAUGGUUGGAUGAGCUGAGUGAAGUUGAAAACUCUUCUUUUAGUUGUAGAGUAUCUUGUCUUUAGGGCAUGUAUUUAUUACCCUUAGGUCUCUAACAAUUAUUUUUCUAUCGUUGAAAGGCCGGUGACAAGAUAUCUUGAAAUAGACAACAAAGGAAAUCCAUUGUUGGCACGUACUUCCUGUUUACAUUCAGUUUAAUAUGGAGUGACACAACAGUAAAGGAACUUUAUCAAAUUCUUCAGUUUGUUGUUAUUUAUCGUUGUAUUGAGUCCAUAGUUGGAUUUCUUUUUAAGAAAAAAUACUUAGCAGGCCCUUGGCAACCUACUUUAAAAUAUACUAAUUUUCCAAUAAUGCAAUAUCUGAUAAUUGCUGACAACACUGGAAAAAAAUGUUUUCCACUAAUGAAGUUCCUUAAUCAGAUAAUAAGGAAUCAGUUUUUGGUACAUAGUUGGCCAACAGGGUAACCCUGUUUCUUCAUUAUGUUACAUUAGAAUUAGAUUAUCAGUCUGGCAGACAAACCACAACAACACGACACUGAGUCCAAAACACUGUUCUUAUGGUUCAGGCAUGUUGAGAGCCACGUAUGUUUCGUCAUAUUAGGACAAACAAAUGUUGAGAGGAUCACUACCACGCGGUCAUGUGCAGAAGAAAAAAAAAACGUGCAGAGGGAAAAUAUUUUGGUGCCUCACCACACCAAUUCCAUGAUAGGCCGGGGUGGCCGGGGUUAGAUAAGGACAAAUUCCGCAGAUAGCAAGAGCUCCAACAUGAGCCAGAUGUUGGGAGUUUAUCGCUGACACAGAGAGGCUGCGGGGAGUUUGGAGAGUCCCGCCGCCUCCAACGCCGCAGUACAUUUCAUUAAUUUAACUCAGCUGCCUCUUUCCCAGCUGUCUGGCUCAGGAGUGGUCGUUGCAAAGGGAUCCUGGGUCGGUGUUUUCCCCCACAACUACUGCGCUCGCCUCUCCCAGAUGCAGCAGAGGAAUGCGGAUGAUUAAGUGGGGAAGGCUGUGGCAGGUUACAGAAACGCAAAAUAGUUCUGUGAGCACUUUCAUGCGCACGGCAACGGCCCGACUCCUGGGAGUAAUCAGCUUAACGCGGCAUUUCAAAUAAAACGGCUGAGACGCGGCUCAGAAUAAACGGUUUUUCUUGCUACCCGGGUAAACAUGGGGCGUUUUGAUCACAUUAGGUGUCCUGGCUUGGUUUUGUUGUUGAAUAACGUUGUAUAAUAAAAAACAAACAACGAACAGCAACUUGAACGUUUACAUACGUCAA
Messenger RNA from Lampris incognitus (smalleye Pacific opah), 3258 nucleotides. Its product is annotated as OTU domain-containing protein 1. The record is from RefSeq and is a predicted model, not a curated record. Gene Ontology annotation, biological process: protein deubiquitination. The transcript has a single exon. Gene Ontology annotation, molecular function: cysteine-type deubiquitinase activity. Lineage: Eukaryota; Metazoa; Chordata; Actinopteri; Lampriformes; Lampridae. Bases 445 to 1731 code for a protein of 428 amino acids.